Molecule: messenger RNA, 2502 nt
Organism: Halichondria panicea
Lineage: Eukaryota; Metazoa; Porifera; Demospongiae; Suberitida; Halichondriidae
Product: G2/M phase-specific E3 ubiquitin-protein ligase-like
Exons: 7
Coding region: 1881-2450 (189 amino acids)
Molecular function (GO): ubiquitin-protein transferase activity
Source: RefSeq, a predicted model, not a curated record
UUUGCUGGCAAUGUAACAUCCACAUGGUCUGGAUUUUAAAUAAAGCACAGCAUCAUCAUCAUGGCUGACAAAAUUAGCAGAGCAAACAGCCUCUUAAAAGAGGCUGCAGAGCUAUUGAACCCUACUGAUGAAGAUUCACCUCCAGGUCCAUCUACUGCAUCUAGGCCUACCGGUACCGGCAGCUCGUCUGUCAUAUCUAGUGUUUUCAAUGUCCAAGAGUUCAUGCCAAGGGCAACUGGCAGAAGAAGAAACGCUAGAAGCACCCCUUACGAGAAAAAGGGUCGAGCUGGAAUGACAUGGACACACAAAUUCGUAUGUCUUGGUCAAACUGCUGUUGAAAGUGUGCCAAAUCCUCAAGAUAAGUAUACACUGAAACAAGCUGACCUCGGUGAGAAGAAACUUGUGUUCAAGCUAAACGGGGAUUAUGUUCAUCUUAAAGAAGUGAUUUUGCAAUCAUUUCCGUUAUUGGUUAAGGCUGGUGGCUUUGAGCUACACCGAACAGACGGCCCAUACUCCAGGGCAUUGAUCCCAAUAGAACAGAAGUUCUUCACCUCAGUUGCUAAACUCAAGUCGUAUGUGGUGCAAGCAAGGGUGUACAUUCGCCCAGUUCAAGCUGACAUUAUGGACAUUUUCGGCUUACCAUGUGAGACUGGAGAGGGUACAGAACCCAAAGAGAGGUGCUUGGAAUGCGGAAAAGAAGUGGAAAUCUCUUACUUAAAAACACAUAUUGAAGUGUGCAAAGAAGCAAGCGCCUUGUGCAAAAAAGAGAAGGAAAAGGGAAAGUAGGUAUUCUUUACUUUUGUAUCAAUUUGCAACGGCUUUUUGUGUUAGGGAUUCUUGUGACAGCCUGCCCCCUACACCACCAACAUUGGCUGAAUUGCUACGGUCAUCAGCAAGGAAUGCAAUCCGCUCUGGGCAGCCUGACCAGACCCCUACACCUCCAACAUCAUCAGCAUGUUCAACAACCCGCUCUGGUCGUUUUGCAUCGGCAUACAUCAAUCUCCUUGAGGAAGGCCUCCCUGACCCUACACCUCCAACAUUGGCUGAAACAUCAGCUUGUUCAACAACCCGCUCUGAGCAGCCUGUUCGUUUUUCAUCCACUGGUUAUUCGGCAUACGUCGAUCUCCUCGAGGAAGACCUCCCUGCCGAAUACGAGCCGGAACUACAGAUGGCCUUAGAAGCUAGUCUUGCUACUGCUGAAAGAGAUUUUUCAAUGCAAGAAGUUGACACCCCUGAAAUAGUCAAGCAACAUGUCUCAGAACUGAACAUUAAAUGUGGAGUUGAAGACCCACACCAACAGCUAACUGUGCGACGUAAGCACCUCUGGGAGGACAUCAAACGGUGUUUUUCGAAGCCCUACACAAAUGUGUUACUGCCACUACGAGUCACCUUUGUCGGUGAAUCUGGAGCUGAUGAAGGUGGACCCAAACGAGAAUUCUUUCGACUUGCAUUGGAGUCUUGUAUUGGUAAUUCAUCCUUGUUCACUGGUUCCACAUAUUCCACAUACGAAAAAGUGCUCUUGCAUAAUACCACUGCUCUCCUCCAAAAGCAUUAUAAAUAUGUUGGGCACAUUUGUGCAAUGUCCAUAGUGCAAGGUGGACCUGGACCCAUGUGUUUUUCAAGUUGGGUAUAUGAUUAUUUAGCCGAAGGGUUGGACGGUGUGGUGAUCAAUGUCAGUGAUGUACUUGUUGAUUCAGUGAAAGAUUUUUUGGGAAAGGUACGCUAUACACCUAACAUGAUUCAGACUAUAAUUAUGUUGAUAUACAGGUUGCACUGACGUCACCACCCUUCGUGAGCUCUUGCGUGAAGAUCCAGCUGAUGUUGUUUUUGAGUGUGGGUUCUCGAAACCUAUCACACAAGUGUCCUUAGAAGAUGUCCCAAUGUUGCACAAGGCGAUAGCCAUCAAUUCGUGUUUGGUGCCAAUCAAAGCCGAGUUGGAUCAAAUGAAAGAAGGUUUGCGUCUAUUUAACGUUGACGGACUCCUCAAGAAAUAUCCAGCCAAGAUGAAGAAGCUGUUUGUGGUAUGUGGCUCACCAGCUCGCCUUUCUCUAGCGGAGUUUAUGGCACUCACUGAGUAUAACUACUCCGUCAAUGGUUCAAAUGACAGAGAGGCAGAAGAGUCUACCACUAUGAACUGGGUUGAAUUUCUGGCGGAAAUAGAAAAUGGACUAGCAGUGUGCACCGUUCAUUCUAUUGAUGGAGGGAAUGAGGAACACACACUCAGCUUGGAAGAUAUACUUGUUUUUGCAACUGGAGCUGACCGAGUUCCUCCAAUGGGCUUCCAUAAAAUGGUGACGAUCGAUUUUGACCGAUCAAACAUAUUCCCUACUGCCUCCACUUGUUCUCUGACGAUGUACCUGCCCAUGGCCACUACUAUGAUGUCUUAUGACCAAUUUAAAACUGGCAUGAUUGAAGGACUAGUAAGCGGUUUUGGUUUUGGACAAGCCUAACUGUUCAUAGUUGAAGGAACCACUUCUGUUUUUCAUUUGGUUGCAAUCACGU